AUGGCAAUCGCAUGUCCAAACUUUGAAGCUCUGAAAGACCUGCAUAACUCUGCAAAUAACCUUCUCUACUCACCCAUGAUCCAACAAGGACUCGUCCAUGACAGACAGGAGAAAUGGGUUCAUCAAGUCUCAGAAGCAUCUCUGCGAAUGUUGGAUGUGUGCGGCAUUUCCAAAGACCUUCUUUUAAUGGUAAAAGAGCGUCUCCGAGACCUUCAAUCCUUGUUGCGCAGAGUAAGCAGCGACCAAGAAGCGGAUAUUGAUAACAAAAUGGGAGCCUACAAUUGCUACAGGAAGAAGCUCAAGCAAGAGACGCUCAAGUGCUUGAAUUCUUUCAAAGGGAUCAAAAAGAACAAGUCGUCCAUGUGUAUCUGUACUGCACAACCACUACUAGAGUCAUCCCCCAUAUACAUGGACCACAACCUUAGGGUGGUGGUAGAUGUGCUGAGACAAGUGAGGGUGACCGCCGUUUCCAUCGUGGAGACUCUCUUGUCCCUAAUUUCCAUACCUUGGCUCGACCGGAAAUCAGCUACUAGUACUACCAAAUCCAUAUUCAUCAAGGCCAAGUUCAUGCUGUAUGACAUAUGCGACGCAACCGCGCUUCAAAGUGCCAGCAAAAGAUUGGACGCUGUAGAGAUUGCCAUUCAAGAUCUUGAAGCCGAGUUAGACUGCAUGUUUAGGCGUCUGAUCCACACCAGAGUUGCGCUUCUCAAUAUACUUACCACCACCAACUAGCCAGCCCCCUCCUCCUAGAGUCCUAGGCCUAGCUAACUAUCCUACUA
This is a messenger RNA of Prunus mume (Japanese apricot), 779 nucleotides long. Lineage: Eukaryota; Viridiplantae; Streptophyta; Magnoliopsida; Rosales; Rosaceae. The record is from RefSeq and is a predicted model, not a curated record.